AUGGUCAACAGCCUGUGGUUCAAAUGGAAGGGUCUACGCCUGCCAUGGCGCAAGUCCUUCCUCGUCGGCUCGGACCUCGCAGGGAACACCUUCUGGGAAUUUAAGGAUGUGGCCAACGCCAGCAAAUUCCGCCGGAUCGUUAAAUUUGAUCCCAAAACCCACUAUGGGGAUGUUCAAGUGUCGCCGCAAUGGCACCAAUGGCUCCGCUACGUCCGCGAACACCCACCCAGCAUAGAAGAACAACAGCAGGACCUCGUCCGCCAAGCCCAAAUCAAGCAGCUCGCCCGUCUGGCCGACGAGCGCUGGGCUAGCAAGCCCUCGUUUCUCGAUAAGCCUCAGGCGCAACAACCGAGUCCCGCCACCAACGCGACGGACGCCACGUUAAAUCGCCCGGCUGAUGAGGCUGCAAAAGGAGCCAAUUCUACACAGACUGCAUCCACAUCUACCACCGAUGCUAGUACGGACACUGCACCAAAAACAGGAGAGACAAAGUCGGCGACAAAACCCGUCUCCCCAGAAGAGACCGCUAAAAAAGAUCCAUGGGCGAAAGCUAGCAACCCAGGCGACAGCUGGCAGCCUGAAUCAUGGAAACCUACCUCACAGCGGUGA
Molecule: messenger RNA, 609 nt
Organism: Penicillium lagena
Lineage: Eukaryota; Fungi; Ascomycota; Eurotiomycetes; Eurotiales; Aspergillaceae
Exons: 3
Coding region: 1-609 (202 amino acids)
Biological process (GO): mitochondrial respiratory chain complex I assembly
Cellular component (GO): membrane
Source: RefSeq, a predicted model, not a curated record